AAAAUAUGUAUCCAUUUAUCGGUCUGAUAUGUUGAUAUGUAUCAAAAUUGUCAUUCUCAAAUAAUAUAAACAAACUUACAAAAAAACUUUCAAUAUGGAAUCUGAUAAUGUAAUUAAUUUCGAUACAAAUUCAUCAAUAACAACGAAAACUACAAAAACUAUCAAUAAACAACGAACUCGAAAUAAAUCUACGGCUACUCGAUCAAAAGUUAAAAAGAAAAAAACAACAACUACGGAAAAUUUAUCAUCAGAUGAACAAUCAAAUUCAAAUGCAAUUUCAAUAUCCGAUUUCAGUGAACAACAAUCAUCAUCAUCAUCUUCAUCAUCAUCGUCUUGUAUGACAUUGUUUCAAGAACAACAGCAGAUAACCAAUGAUGAAUCGACAAAUCAUCAAUUAUUGAGUGAUAAUUCUCAUUGUUCAAAUUCUUUCUUCAUAGUGGCCGAUGUUCCGAGAAAAAAAUCUUCAGAUUCGAAUUCUAACGAAAGAACAUUUUGUCAAGGAUGUGGCCUUAUACGACGUAUUAGAAAAAUGUAUCGUCUAAAGUUGAUUCAUAUUGACGAAUCUGACACCUCGCAACCUAAAACCAAAGUUGACCUAUACAUCUGUCGUGAUUGCGGAUUCUAUAAUCAUAAAACAAAAACAUUCGAAUAUUAUUGGUUAUCUGAUGUUGAAGAAUCCGAUAUUGAAAUUGAUGAAAACUGUGAAGAAAUAGAUAUACCAACGGCAGAUGGCGAUUAUUGUGAUUCAAAUGAUAAUGAAAUUGUUCAUAAUGAUGCUGAAAUUAUUGUUACACAUCAUUCUUCUUUACAAAAUACUAAUGUUUCCAAUGACGAUGAUGAUGAUGAUGAAAAAGAAUCAAUAAAUUCACAAUCAUCCGAUGGUAGUCAAAAUAGUGAAACAUUUUAUCCAAUCGAUUCUUGCCAAUAUCAUUAAGAAAAUGAUUGAUACUCAAAGGAUAUAUCAUCAUCAUCAUCAUCAUCAAUGUGGUUGCGGUAUUGAAUUGCUUAAACAUGCAGCCAUUUCGAU
Messenger RNA from Dermatophagoides pteronyssinus (European house dust mite), 1027 nucleotides. RefSeq lists its product as uncharacterized. NCBI's taxonomy places the organism in Eukaryota, Metazoa, Arthropoda, Arachnida, Sarcoptiformes, Pyroglyphidae. The record is from RefSeq and is a predicted model, not a curated record.